CACUGUCGCAACUUCCCAGACCAGAAGUUUUUUCGGCCUGAAGACGUAGCUUUUGACUUACAAAGGAAAUACUUUGAAUACAGCCGUAAGAAAUACAAACCCUUCGUAGCAAUAGUCCGCGAAGGGCUCAAUCGUUUGAAUAUCAAAGAUUCACCUGAACCUGAGGUUGCGAAGGUCGAAGAAGUGGAAGUCGUGAAUGAGCCUGAUAUCGCUGUAGUUCGUGAAGUCAUUUCACCAGCAACGGCAGCGAAGAACGAGAGGAAGAGGAAAGCUCAAAGUUUUAUCGUUUCCGAACUCAUCGACCCGUUUUGUAGCUCUACUUCCUCAACGCCUAAAGUUGAAGACGUCUACGUUUCUAGUGACGAGGAAAACGAUAAGCAAUUUGAGGACAUCAAGACACCAAAUCGUGCUAAUAAAUCGAUAUUGAACCUUUACAACAGCGCAAAGAAGAUGGAGUCUUCCCCAGUUCUGAACACAACGACAUCAGCACCGUCGAAGAAAAAACGAGCAGCAGGAGCUGUAAAAAGCACGGUCAACGCACACACAAAUAGUCCUUCGGCCGCUCCUCGGGGUCUUGGCAAUGUUCCCACUCUUGCCGUACAACCUCGUCCCUCUCCAGUGAAGUUUGAAGACCUGGGCGGUUGUGACAGGCAGUUUCUGGAAGUUUGCCGUCUCGCUAUGCAUAUGAAGCGACCACACACGUAUAAUGUGCUAGGAGUUGAACCACCAAAGGGAUUCUUAGUACAUGGUCCUCCUGGAUGUGGAAAAACACUUUUUGCUCAGGCGGUAGCCGGCGAAUUUGACUUGCCUAUGAUCCAACUUGCUGCCACGGAACUAGUAUCCGGAGUAUCCGGCGAUACCGAAGAGAAAAUCCGUCAGCUGUUCAUCAUAGCAAAACAGAGCGCUCCGUGCGUAUUGGUGAGUUAA
Cylicostephanus goldi is the source of this 927-nucleotide messenger RNA. NCBI's taxonomy places the organism in Eukaryota, Metazoa, Nematoda, Chromadorea, Rhabditida, Strongylidae. The record is from the annotation of a GenBank genome assembly.